Molecule: messenger RNA, 1236 nt
Organism: Lodderomyces theae
Lineage: Eukaryota; Fungi; Ascomycota; Pichiomycetes; Serinales; Debaryomycetaceae
Exons: 1
Coding region: 1-1236 (411 amino acids)
Biological process (GO): poly(A)+ mRNA export from nucleus; post-transcriptional tethering of RNA polymerase II gene DNA at nuclear periphery; transcription elongation by RNA polymerase II
Cellular component (GO): transcription export complex 2
Molecular function (GO): RNA binding; double-stranded DNA binding
Source: RefSeq, a predicted model, not a curated record
AUGAGCAGCGAAUCCCAACUUAUAGCCGAAAUCAACAAUUCAUACCAGAAAAACAAGCAAGAGCGGUUUAAUAUCUUGUCAAGGUUACUCUCGGUGAAUCCUGCAGAAAAUAGUUUCAUUGCCUCAAUUUACAACGGUACUUCAACACUCCCGUCACACCAAAUUACAACUUUGUACGAUGAUGAAUGGCCAGCGUUUCCAGCAGUUGUAUCAAGCUUUGUGAAACUUUGUACCGAGAUGGAUCCGUGGUCUGUUUUACAAUCGUUUGACUUAUACACCACAUACUUGAACAAUCUAGCCAUCGCAUUCAACAACAACAAUUUCGGCUGGCUUUUAUCUGGUGUUAUCAAAUCGACAAUUGGAUUAGUAACACCAUGGGCGCUACAGUUGGAUACGCAGAUGUUUUUCAAAGAAAAUGGAGGGAAAUUUCGAUUAAAUUAUAUUGCUAGUGUGAUUUUGAAAAUCUUCAACAAUAUUCGUAUCAAUUCCGCGUACAAAGAAUCGAUCAUACUAUACUUGGGCAAUAAGCUUUGUUUCAUCUAUUGGAAAUUGGAUAAUCCUUUACUUUGUCGAAACAUUUUCAGCAAUAUGAAUAACACCAGUUUGAAAUUGGUUGAUUUCCCCAUGACGGAGCAGUUGAAAUAUCGUUAUUAUCUUGCUCGUUAUUAUUUCAUAAAAUAUGAAUUGAUGGAAAGUUUUGAGCUUUUGAAAUGGUGCUUGACGAGGACCGAUAGUGGCAAAAACCAGCAAAUGAUUCUCGAACUAUUGAUUCCAAUCAGUUUGGUGAUUGGGAAGACCCCGAAUUUUACAGCGUUGAAACGAGCGCAAAAGAACAACAAGUACGUGGUGGGUUUCCUUAACAUGUAUGAAGAAAUGUCCAGAGCUAUUCGUCCGGGUGACUAUGCGUCUUUCAAAGCCAUCGUAGAAAUGAACCACCACUAUCUUAAAAGCAAGAAUUUACUACUAUUGAUGAAUAAGAUCGAAAUUUUAAUUUACCGAAAUUUGGUAAAAAAUUGUUGGAAGAUCUUGGGAAGGCAAACUACGAUGCCUUGCAACCUUGUACCUGGUGGAGACAUCUACUUUAAAGAGAAUUUGUUUGUGACUUUGAUCGAUUCAAAUUUAAUCAAGGGUAAAUUGACAAACAAAUCGGUGGUUCUAAGCAAAAAUGAUCCAUUUCCAAGAGUAUUUGACAUUUACAUGAAGCGGUUUAAAUCUAAGCAUAAUCAAUGGAUGUAA